Molecule: messenger RNA, 1544 nt
Organism: Pseudogymnoascus destructans
Lineage: Eukaryota; Fungi; Ascomycota; Leotiomycetes; Thelebolales; Thelebolaceae
Exons: 2
Coding region: 12-1379 (455 amino acids)
Source: RefSeq, a predicted model, not a curated record
UGCUUAUUACGAUGCCUCCUCUGAGAUGCAUCCCGCCUGCUAAGGCAAUCAAGACCGAACGUACACACGAGGAGAACCAGGAGCGGGCCUACAUCGCCGCUUCAAGGAGGAGUGACCGCUCAUUAGAAGCACGUGUAGAAUCAGCCAGGCGCGCAUCAGAAAUACACAAGCGACGGACCGGCAGAUCAUUACGAGUCUCUGAGGAAGAUGUAAUAAACGAAGAGAUGUAUGAGGAGGAGGAAGACGAUCUCCCACACCAUUAUCGGUGCCUCAGCGCCCUCCAUAGCCAGUCUACCGAUUUCAGCCGCCAUCAGUUGUCAGAUUACCUCACGAACCACAUUCAAAUGCGGUCAGCUCUUGAAGGGGCCCUGCGAGACUCAUAUGCCACACAGGCAGCUGCACAGGCAGCGCAUCAAGCAAGCCAGGUUCCCAGUUUUUAUCCGAACGUCGCCAGUAUGAUGAAUGCGCAGAUGGGUUAUCGGGCGCAAAUGAUGGGCGAUGGCCACCCGCCGCCGUAUGCUAUGCCCAAUAUCAUGCCGACAAUGCCAAUCACCAUACCUCAGCCUCCAGCAUAUUUGCCGCAACAUCAGUUUCAAAAUUUUGAUCCACAGCCACAAGUUACGCAGAACCUCCACAAUCGACGCCAGUAUCGCAACCAGUGUCAAGCCGAGUCUGCGAUGAAACUCCAGCAAUCAGCAACAGUUAAGCCGCCAAGUCCGGAUACUUCGAAGCCAAGUCGUGGCAAGUCUAUGCCAGUCGAAAUAAAAUCAGAGUCGCCUGCCUUGCAAUCUAUCGAGCAACCCGAGGUGAAAGUUUCUCGAUCGUUCGAGCAACAAUCGCAGCUCUCUAAACGGCCUGGGCCUAAUGAUUUCAACGGCACGGAUAGUUCUAUCUCUGCAGGGGCACCAUGCGACAAAACAUACAUGCCGCAGGUCAACAUCCAGGCUGCAGAUAGCGAGUUCAACCCGUUUGCAACUGCGACACCACAGGAUGACGGCCUUUUCGAUGCGAAUCUUGGAUUUCCAAACGAUCCCCUUAUGGGCAUGCUUAUGGCUGGCAAUGAGGCGCUCAAUGCGCCUGAUUCUUUUGACAGCAGCUUGGAUACUUCCUACGCCGGAACACCCGCGAGAAAGCUGGAUUUAGCCACGAAGACUCAUGUCGGCGGACUCGACUCAACUGUCGGGGGUGGCAUUGCACCCGCCCAGCUAGAAUCAGCUGCCGUGAAAAGGGGCCUUGAUGUCAUAUCGGGAGUUCCAACCAGAUUGAAGAGUGAUGCGACUGUAACUGCAAGCACGAGUGCCACCGGAACUCCAGGGAUUGCGCCAGAUAAAUGGAAUGAAUGGAUUGAGCAGGAAGAGUGGGAGGGUGGUAUCCAGUGACACCGAUACCUUUUUCUCUCGGGCCGGCCAUUGAUUUCUUAUAUAUAUAUUAAUGCUAGAAAUAUUGGCCGGUUCCAGCGUCCUUUUGUACAUUAUUCGUAGAUAGGGCCUUAGGCCAAUUUAGACUUUUUGAUACACAUAGAUUACACAUAGAUUAGAACAGGC